AUUGGUGCGUGACACUAUUUAUUGGCUAAGUGCUACCAUUCCGCCACUGGUAUCACCAUCCGCUAGCACCAACGGGCCCUAAGCUCGAUCUCUGCGCCUCUUGUCCGACGUGAAGCAAAGGGGACGCAUAGGGUUCCAUUUCAUUCCAAAACUUGUCCUGACGGGUUUCAUUUCUACCCAAUUGCUAGAUGAACUGGAAUCGGUGGUGUUGACCGAGCCAAGUCUUCUCUCUUCAAUAACAAAGAAGAGAGAGAAAGUGUUUACCAGCAAAACAAAAGACCAAACCUAUUUGCCUAUACUGUCCAUUAAUGCCCGUAAAGGUCCGUUACUGCGCCAAUUAAAGCAUCGAAACACCGAACCUCCCCGUUUUUUUUUUGCUCUUUCUCCUUCUUCUUAUUGUUUUCUUUGGUUAUUGAAUAUUGAUCGAGUGUUGACAAGAAAAGUAGUAAUUUCUUGCUGCUUUUCUUUCUCUACCAAUAACUGGUUUGGUGUUCCUGCAAACUAUUAUGGUGGGUUUACAUUUUCCUUCUGGUCUUCCAUCCAUUGGGGAGACUGUUGGCCCAACCAGGCUGGCAUCCAUCUUGUCUGGUAUCAUCAUGUGCAUAUUUGUUUAUAAAUUAACAGCUUUUCUUAGCCUUUUGUGCUUCAAAUCAUAUAGCAAGCUCAACAAAGCAGAAAAAAUUGAAUGGAACAACAGGGGGUUCUCUACAUUUCAUGCUGUCAUUGUAGCGGCAGCUGCUUUCUAUCUUGUGCUGUUAUCAAAUCUUUUUGAUGAGGAUUCUCAAGAUGAGUCAAUUGUUAAUAGAGCCUCGAACAUAUCAAACUUUGUAUUGGGGAUCUCCGUUGGUUAUUUUCUGUCAGACUUGGCAAUGAUUCUUUGGUAUUUCCCAGCUUUGGGUGGUCUGGAGUAUGUUGUGCACCAUGGACUAUCCAUGUAUUCAAUAUUUCUCUCCCUUGUAAGUGGUCAAGGGCAGAUUUACAUACUAAUGGUUCUCUUCUCUGAGAGCACAACUCCGUUUGUAAAUUUAAGAUGGCACUUGGAUGUUGCUGGUCAGAAGAGCUCCAAUUUAUAUGUCUGCAAUGGAGUGCUAUUGUUCCUGGGGUGGUUGCAAGGAUUCUUUUGUUCAUCUACUUCUUCACUCACAUGUUUAUCCACUUUGAUCAGGUGACAAAAAUCUUUCCAUUGGGCUUCUAUAGCUUGCUUUUCGUGCCUCCUGUGUUGGCAGUGAUGAAUUUGAUUUGGUUUUGGAAGAUAACAAAAGGUUUGAUUAAAACUCUUUCUAAAGCAAAAAGACAUAGUCAAUGAUUCUAUUGAUGGUGGCCGUGCAAUUGUGUACUCCGUUACUGCUUAAGUUCACCCAUCAUCUUUGAACUUAUAAUCGGUGAAUAUAAACACGUGCCUAGAUUUCAAUUUGUAACAUAAACCAAACUAAACAUUAUUUUGUAUAACAAUGAAAAUCAUAGUAUCAUACUUCACAAAUUUGAGUGACGGAAAGAUGAUAAGAAGGACUUGUGGGAUUAAAAUAUUUGCUCUUUAACUUUUCCAAUACUUUUCCUAAAUGGAGAGAGAUAUUUCGUGAAAGAGAACUCAUACACGGAGAAUAAAAAAUUAGGCGUGUGAUUGAAGUGGUAAGUGAGAGAGUUAAAGAGAGGAAGAACUUACGUGGUACUUGCUUGAAGUAGAAGAUUUUUUCAAUUUUCAUGUGUCAUUUGUAUUGUCUUUCUAUUGUCGAAAGCUAUAAGAUUGGAUAAUAUGGUUUUUUUUGUUAUAAAAGAUUGAAAUUGGGGCGUA
Messenger RNA from Jatropha curcas, 1792 nucleotides. Its product is annotated as TRAM, LAG1 and CLN8 (TLC) lipid-sensing domain containing protein. Gene Ontology annotation, cellular component: endoplasmic reticulum; membrane. The record is from RefSeq and is a predicted model, not a curated record. Lineage: Eukaryota; Viridiplantae; Streptophyta; Magnoliopsida; Malpighiales; Euphorbiaceae. Gene Ontology annotation, biological process: lipid homeostasis.